This is a messenger RNA of Brettanomyces nanus, 720 nucleotides long. RefSeq lists its product as uncharacterized. Bases 1 to 720 code for a protein of 239 amino acids. Lineage: Eukaryota; Fungi; Ascomycota; Pichiomycetes; Pichiales; Pichiaceae. The transcript has a single exon. The record is from RefSeq and is a predicted model, not a curated record.
AUGUCUCCGGAUGCCAGAAAAGUAAUUGAGUUCUUGUCUAAAUUCGCCACCUGCGACUUAUCCGAUGCGUUAGUCAAGAAAGGUCAUAAGGAUGGAGGCUAUUUUCCUAACCUGACCAGGUAUUCGUCCAAUGCAUCGAAUAUUAGUAUGAUUGGAAAGGCAUACACCGUACUUUUUGCUUCUAAAGAUGAUCCUAGACCAGCAAUUGAGGGUGGAUAUAUCGAUAAGCUACCUGAAGAUUCCGUAUUGAUCAUCGCAACAACAACCAACCUACAGAAAUUGGAUGCUCCAUAUACAAAACUCAACAAUGCCCUAUACGGGGGGCUCAUGUCGACCAGAGCACAAUAUUUGAAAAGUAGAGGUACAGUUGUAUUUGGCAGAAUCCGGGAUCUCGACGAACAUAGAGAUUUAAACAGAGAUGUAUUCUCAUAUGGAAUAGGAAGUGCUGCUCAUGCCCCGGUGGUGAAAAUGAUAGGUAUCAAUGUUCCAGUGGAAAUUAUAAUUGAUGAAUAUUCAGAGUCCAGAAAGGAAGUAAUUAAUCCCGGCGAUUAUAUUAUGGGGGAUAAUAAUGGAGUAGUUCGGGUCGAAGAUAAUGAAGAAUUAGGUAAUUUACUGGAGUAUAUUCCCAAACGUGUCGAAGCCGAUAAUCUUGUGAAACAGGAUAUUCUUAAAGGAGAGCGGUGUAAUGCAUCUCAGAAGAAGAGAAGAGAGGGAUUGUAA